GAGCACCUUAAGCACUGGCUGUAUUACCUCCAUCCUAUUUUGAUGCGACAGCAGUCGGACUACAGUGUGUAUGUCAUCAACCAGGAUGGAGAGGGAGUGUUUAACCGGGCGAAACUGAUGAACGCAGGCUACGCUGAAGCACUGAAGGAAUAUGAUUUUGAGUGCUUUGUCUUCUCUGACGUAGAUCUGGUUCCUAUGGAUGACCGUAACCUCUACAGAUGUUUUGACAGUCCCAGACACUUGGCUUUGGCUAUGGACAAAUUCAACUUCCACUUACCCUAUGACCACUACUUUGGUGGGGUUAUUGCAUUGUCCAAGGAGCAGUUCUUGAAGAUUAAUGGCUUCCCAAACACUUACUGGGGCUGGGGUGGUGAGGACGACGAUAUGUAUAAGCGAAUUAUCCUCCGUGGAAUGUCCAUUUCUCGACCUGACAUGGUGACAGGAAAGUACAGGAUGGUCAAACAUAAGAGAGACCUGCACAAUGAAGCUAACCCAAAGAAUCCUGACAAGCUGCACCAAACCCAUUUGACCAUGAAUGAAGAUGGGAUUAAUUCCUUAAAGUAUACAGUCAAGGAGAUUGUGAGGGAUAAACUGUUCACUUAUAUCAAUGUGGAUAUUCAUGCUCCACCAAGCUGA
Epinephelus lanceolatus (giant grouper) is the source of this 636-nucleotide messenger RNA. Lineage: Eukaryota; Metazoa; Chordata; Actinopteri; Perciformes; Serranidae. The record is from RefSeq and is a predicted model, not a curated record.